GACAGUGGAAGCGCCAGCAGAUUCCCUGCCUUUGACGGAGAUUACUGUAUGCAUACGAGGUAAUACUGUUCUUCAGCUGUGUACAUUGAGAAUAUGAGGGUCUGUUUGUGUUUUGCCUAAGUAAGUCUAAUUUACAUAUACACAGAAUGUGUUUGAUUUAUUUCGAUAUGUUGUUUGAAGUUUAUUGUGGUGGUAAUAGUGAUUUUUGAGAUGGAAUGUUAUUUUUCUGCUCAUGUUUCACAGUGAAGAGGGUCACAAGUGGUGUCAUAUUAAUUCUGGAAAAGAUAAAAGAAUGGUAACGAGACCGAUCAAAUUGUAUGGUGGUCAAUUUAAGUGUAAAAAAAUUAGCUUUGCAACUUGCAAAGUUUUGAGAAAAUAACAGGUGAAAUGUUUGAACCAAAAUUUUAUGUGCAUAUAAAAUUAUUAGAGAAACAAUAAGUUAUAAUGGCAUCCAUUUCUUACAAUAGAAUGAGAUUAAAGAGGAAUACAACAACUCAAUACAGAGGGUCUGUGGCACUGACCAAAUGGCAUGGCUGAAGAAGCUACAAGGAACGAACCAAUGCUGUUGGUUUUCACUCACAAAGUGUCUCAAGUAAGACUGAAGUAUGGCAUUUACCCGGUCGGGUGGAAAGUCGUGGAGAAGUGCAACUCCUAACCCAAGAGUGGAAAGAGCUCCGUCCAAAACUGACCCACGAAGCGCACAAAUCAGCUCAUUUGUCAGUUUUCUUCUUACUUCGUUGCUUGUACAUGUUUUCUCGAUAUGCCUCUAUUUUUUCUUUUGGCUCUUUGAUUAUGAUUAUAGCCUUCUUUUAUGAAGUUAAAAUCUUGCAAAAUAAGUAACUUCUAGCUUCAUUAUCAACCCUUUUUAUGUUGUCCUCUUACAGUCAGUAGAUCCACAAGUGAAACUGUAAAUAACAAGAUAAUAAGAAUUGAGAGGGAUUAAUUUGUCACACUUUUUGUUGGUUUUAUCCAGUUUUGAUUUCAUUUUGUUCUUUGCUUGUGUGACUGACUUGUGAGGCUAAGGAGCAAAAAGGGUCUCCAAAGGUUCAAACUCGACAUAGGCUGCGCUCAAAAAAGGUCAUGAAAGAGUUUCAUCCGGCAACAACUUACUUUUGUUAUCAACCACAGCUGCUAAAUUUGUUAUCAAUUACAACUACCAAAAUUGAAAUUUCAUGCCACUGUAACAUAUCUCAUACAUAUGUUGGUUCACCUAUAAUUCACUAUUUCUGUCUUUUUAGUUUAAUCAUGUUUUCUUUAUUUUCAUCUCAUUAGUGUAACGCAAAAUGCCCGUGCCUUGCACGGGCACGGGCUAUCUAGUAUUUAUAGAAAUGGGAGUUGGGUGGACGAAGGGGUACUAUGGAGGUUUACACAUUUAUUUAAGGAUAAAUUGAUAAUUUUAUAUUGCUCCUCAAACCUUUUCAUGGACGCGUGCACUUUAUGCUAGCAAACACGUGUACUUGGUUAGACCCACAGAUUCAUGGGCCUUUUAAUUAUAGGUGACAAAUGGGUUUUAAAAUUGAGUUGGGAUAACUCUAGUUUUUUUAAUUGAGUAAAAAUGAUAAACUUUGGAUUAGUGAUUAGAGAGUUUUGACUCACCCCAAAGUUAUAUUUUUAACACUUUGACCCCAAGCUUUAUUUUUUACACUUUGCCCUCAAGUUUUAUUUUUAACACUUUGACCCAACCCAUAUAAACCCUACAGAGCCAAAAAAAAAUGCGCUAAAUUUUCUGUUUGUCUGCGCCGUUUUCACCAUUUUUGGCUCUUCUUUUUUGCUUCGUUUCUUCUUCUUCUUGCUGCUUCUUCUUCUUAUUCUGCUGCUCGUUUCUUCUUCUUGAUUGGAUUUUGCUCAAGAAAGAAAAAAACAAGACCACCUGAUUUUGCAAUUUUUUGAUUGGAUUUCAUUCGUGUAGCACUGGGAAUUACUUCAUAACGCAUUCCAUUGUUCUGCUUUCUUCUUCUUCUUCUUCUUCUUCUUCUUCUUCUUCUUCGUCCGCCAUUGUUGCUCAAGAAAGAAAAAACUGUGACCACUCGAUUUUGUAAUUUUUUGACUGGAUUUUGUUGGUGUAGCACUGGCAAUUACUUCAUAAGUGUUUUCCGCUCAUUUGGUAAGUACAACAAUGUUGUUUUAUUUCAAUUUUUCACCUGGGUAUAAAUCUACUGAUUUUCCAACAACUUACAGUAGCUGGUGUAGUUGUUGCAACAUAUAAUGUGGUUGUUGCAACUUCUACAACAGAUUAUGAAGUUGUUGUAAUUGUUAAAUAAAUAACCUGCAACAACUGAGUGAGUUGUUGCAAUAGGUAUUCCACUUGUUGCAACAACUCAACGAUCUAUUGGAGUCAGCUUCAGUUUUUGUUUGAAAUAGAACCCAAAAAACUGAAGCCGCUUCCAACAGAAUUUUGACUUGCUGCAACAAGUUGUAUAGUUGUUGCAACAGGUGUUCCACUUGUUGCAACAACUCAACUAUCUGUUGGAGUCAGCUUCAAUUUUGUCUGAAACGUAACCUAAAAAACUGAAGCUACUUCCAACAGAUUAUUGACUUGCUGCAACAAGUUGUAUAGUUGUUGCAACAUGUGUUCCACUUGUUGCAACAACUCAACUAUCUGUUGGAGUCAGCUUCAGUUUUUGUCUGAAAUAGAACCCAAAAAACUGAAGCUGCUUCCAACAGAUUAUUGACUUGCUGCAACAAGUUGUAUAGUUGUUGCAACAGGUGUUCCACUUGUUGCAACAACACAACUAUCUGUUUGAGUCAGCUUUAGUUUUUGUCUGAAACAGAACCCAAAAAACUGAAGCUGCUUCCAACAGAUUAUUGACUUGCUGCAACAAGUUGUAUAGUUGUUGCAACAGGUGUUCCACUUGUUGCAACAACUCAACUAUCUGUUGGAGUCAGCUUCCGUUUUUGUCUGAAACAGAACCCAAAAAACUAAAGCUGACUCCGACAGAUUAGUGACUUGUUGCAACAAUUUUAUUACUUGUUGCAACAAGUAGUCCACUUGUUCCAACAAGUCAAUAAUCUGUUGGAACAACUGCUGCAGCCUUUUCAUUUUGUUAUAGAUUUGUAUGUACUCUCAUGACCAAUUUUUUGUUAAACAAAAUAUCUUCAGGUACCUCGAACACCACUAAUGGGGGACUCAAUAACAAUAGAGGUUGAUUGCCAUGGUGAAUGGAUCGAGAAGAACAGUCGAUAUAUUUGGCGAUGAAAGGGUAGUGACACAUUAGAGACGAUAGCGAUGAUUGUCCAAAGAGAUGUUAUGUUCGAUGAUUUUGUGAACCUAAUCAUCACCUACUGCGAAUUAACUUGUGAACCAAAAGAUCUUGCCAUCACUUAUAUGCACAGCUUUUUUGAAAAUCAGAGGGUCUUUCCAUUUAAGAUAAAUGAUCAGGUUCGUUUGUGUGCUUAUUUGAAUGAUGUAGCUAGGCCCAUUUUAAGGAUAUACGUUGUUAGAAGCCCGGUAGAGAACCACAAUUUAUCUCAAGACCAACAAGAUGUGUUAAAUGAUGAAUUAGAUGGGGUGGAUGUGGAUAUCCCAGAUAAUGGAAAUGGGGCUGACCCGAUUCCUAUACCCGAAGUUGCGAGCAAUACAUUGGGCACUACACAAUCAAUACAAUCUAGCCAUGUUCAAGAUGAUGAAACAGGUUUUUAUAAAUGAAUGUCAUUCAAGAACAAGGAAGAACUAGUCACUUGGUUGAAACUUGCUUGCUUGAAGAAAGAUUUUAGAAUCAAGAAGGUGAUUAAUUCGCGUACUGUGUAUUGCUUCAGAUGUGUACAUCCGGAGUGCAAGUGGUGGCUUAGGGUUGUGAAGCUUUUAAGUUCUGACAGAUUUUGUAUCAGAACUUACAUAAAGCAUCACACAUGUGGUUCUGAGUACAUUACGAGCCAUAAUCCACACGCUACUGCGAAAGUCAUUGGUGAAUACUUCAAAGAUAAGUUUCCUUACGGUAAAGGCCCAUCUACAAAAGAUAUGAGUCAAUCAAUCCGUACAGAUUUGGGUUGUAAGGUAAGUUAUUGGAAGGUCUGGAAGGGCAUGGAGAUUGCAAAGGCUUUGACAAGGGGGACACAUGAGCACGGGUAUGCGGUGCUUGAUACGUACCGUUAUAUGCUUCGUUCUGCAAAUCCAGGAAGUAAGACAGCAUUGAAGGUUGAUGAAAAUGGGAAGUUCAAGUACUUUUUUGUAGCCUAUAAGGCUUGGAUGCUUGGUUUUGCGCAAAUGAAAAAAGUCAGAGCUGUCGAUGGGACAUUCUUGAGGAGCAAGUAUGAAGGAGUGUUGUUGUCAGCAGUUGCACAAGAUGCGGAGAGUCAUAUUUUUCCAGUGGCAUUUUGUGUAGUGGACAAGGAGUGUGAUGCUUCGUACAAAUAUUUUUUUGAACAAAUGAGAAGCUAUAUAGAGGAUACCCCUAAGUUGUGCAUAAUUUCUGAUAGACAUCCAAGUAUCAAAAAGACGGUUUCAAUUGUCUUCCCUAUAUGUCAUUAUGGUUUUUGCAUGAGGCACCUAGGGGAAAAUCUGAGAACCACCUUUCACAAUGGGGCGGUCGUAUCUCAAUUUUAUAAAGCAGCAAAAGCGUACAAUAUUGAUGUCUUCAAUGACCAUUUCAAUCAAAUUAGAGAUUUGGUUCCUGGGGCCGCCGAACAUCUUAAACGUGCUGGAUUCCACAGAUGGAGCAGGGCAUUCUACCCCGGAAAUAGGUAUGAUUUUAUGACGACAAACGCUGCUGAGUCGGUGAACUCAAUGUUCAAUGUUGAAAGAAAAUUUCCCAUUACUGCUCUAUUUGAUUCCAUAAACAGGAGGUUUACUGAAAAAUUUCAUGAGAGGCGUAUGGAGUUCAUCGACUCACCAACCAUCUUUGUUCCCUUAAUGGAAAAAAAAAAUCAAAAUUUGUCAACUUGGGUAAUAAGUUAUUGGCCCAUCAAAUUGCCAACUACAAGUUCAGCGUCAUCGGUCACGGUUCAGUUGCAACAGUCGAUCUGCAAAGAAGAUCUUGUACUUGUAGAGUUUUUGACCUGGACAAAAUACCUUGCUCACAUGCUAUGGCAGCGCUUCGAGUCCAAUACGGUGAAGACUUUGGAAGACAGAUUUAUGACUACUCAUCUCCAUAUUACAGGGUGGAGAAUUACAUAAUUGCAUACUGUGAGGAAAUGAAUCCUGAAUCUUGGGAAGUUCCUAUGGAGAUUUUAGAGAGAGAAAUACCUCCUCCACAUGUUGAUCUGAGCAAACUGGGAAGAAGACAAACAAAGAGGAGGCGUGGAAUCGGGGAAUCACUUGCAACGAGGAAAAACAAAUGCUCCAUAUGCAAAACAGCUGGCCAUAAAAAAACUACAUGCCCAAACCGAAUUGUUCCCUAGUUGUUAAAUUUGCAAUGUCUUGUAAUAAUAAUUACUAUUGUUUGUGUUUGUGAAAUUGGACUUUAUGACAUUUUUAUGUUGUUUCUGUUAGUAAAAUUGGUUUAAAUGAUAUGUUG
Molecule: messenger RNA, 5453 nt
Organism: Lycium barbarum (goji berry)
Lineage: Eukaryota; Viridiplantae; Streptophyta; Magnoliopsida; Solanales; Solanaceae
Exons: 3
Coding region: 3647-5113 (488 amino acids)
Source: RefSeq, a predicted model, not a curated record